Ostrinia nubilalis (European corn borer) is the source of this 1426-nucleotide messenger RNA. RefSeq lists its product as uncharacterized. NCBI's taxonomy places the organism in Eukaryota, Metazoa, Arthropoda, Insecta, Lepidoptera, Crambidae. The transcript has 3 exons. Bases 65 to 847 code for a protein of 260 amino acids. The record is from RefSeq and is a predicted model, not a curated record.
GCGACCUCGAGAGCGCACCGAUUCAUUAACGCUCUGUGACGCAACGCGACACACGAAUCUCACAAUGGACUCGAAUUCAAACUCGUCGGAGAUGUGUUGGCCGAAAUUAGAACUAGAUAUGGAGACAGAAAGAGAGAAACGUGACAAGAUUACUUGGAACUCCGAAAACACCAUACGAUUGAUUGAGGUUCUGGAAAAGGAUUGCCGCGAGCUGUGGGAUGUGAGACACCCGCUAAACAGGGACAGAAUAUCGAGACAAUCGAAGCACGAGUAUUUGGCUUGUAUGUUUGGGACUACAGCUGAAGAAAUAAGCAGGAAAAUUCAUAAUUUGAGGACGCAGUUGAACAAUGAGUUGAGAAAAAUAAAGCGUCGUCAGUCGUCAGGGUGCCCGGAGGGGGGCGCGGGGGGAAGCGGCUGGGAGUAUUUUGAUGCCCUCUCUUUCCUCGUCAAGGAGCCGAUCGCGAUGGAAGACAACAUCGAAGGAGUCAAUUUAGCGCUCGCCGAAUUCCAAGCUGAUGAAGAAGAAGAAUUUGGGAUUGCUGCUCGAGCAGCGGCCAUGGAGUCUGGCAGCCCCCCCGCCAGGCCUCGUGGUAGGCUGCGCGUGGCGGCGUCUGCGCCCCCUCCGUUGCCCCCAAGUGCCCACCCGCUAAUGACGUGGCCCGAAGAAGCCGUGCCCAGGCUGAGACCAGGCAUCAGCUCUGACGAGUGUCAGAUAUUCGGCGACUUCGUAGCCUCGGAACUGCGCACCCUGCGAUCUGACGAGUCUCGGAAGAAGCUCAAGCGCAUGAUUCAGAAGGCGAUCCUGCAAGUUGGAGAGGAGGAAGACGUCAACAUCAUCUCCGGAUAGCGGCGUCGAAGUCUCUCGGCCAACUCCUCGGAGUAAGGUUGAGGGGCUUUUCCUUCUAAGAAUCACGCGCAUUCUCACAUUGUAGACUGUAACUACUUAUAAGAUCCUCACGGUAUUCUCGAAAUCUGUAAUUUAGACUUUAGUUAGAGUUUAGACUAUCUUAAUCUUACUACUUAAAUAUUUCGUAAGUCUUUUGCUCCACACGGUAUUCUUGAAAUGUGGAUUUUAGAGUUUUAGACUAACAUAGCCUUACUACUUAAGUAUAUUUCCCAAACUCUCGCGAAAAAAGGUAACAGCGUUGUCUAUGUAUCGGCAGUUGAAGAUAAGACAGUUGCUCUGUGGUUGCGGAUUAUAGGGAAACUCGAUCCUCUUUAGACCAGAUUAUCACCGUCCAUCAGGUGAGUGAGUGGUGUAGGUCAAGAAUUUCCCCGUUGUGGAUAACAAAAACAGACUUCAUAUUUUAUUAAAUUGUGAAUUCGCUCAAAUUUAAUCUACUCGUAGUUUAUGCAUAGAAUUUUAUAUUGUGUGAGUCUCAAUAUAAUUGAAUUCGUAUCAAGUUUUCUAGACUUAAGGUCUAAG